Molecule: messenger RNA, 2899 nt
Organism: Boleophthalmus pectinirostris (great blue-spotted mudskipper)
Lineage: Eukaryota; Metazoa; Chordata; Actinopteri; Gobiiformes; Gobiidae
Gene: proser1
Product: proline and serine rich 1
Exons: 10
Coding region: 56-2263 (735 amino acids)
Source: RefSeq, a predicted model, not a curated record
GUUACAUUAACGCUGCUACAUUAAAGUGUUCUUUGUGAUGAUUCCUUUUUAGGUGAUGGAGAUACUGAAAUAUUUUUCUUGGGCAGAACCUCAAAUCAAAGCUGUGAAAGCAUUGCAGCAUAAAAUGGUGGCAAUCACUACAACCAAAGUUGCAAAUAUCUUGAACUGCUUUACCUUUACAAAGGAUAGACUGAUUGUUUUGGAGCUCAUUGCCUUAAAUAUUUCAGAUGCUCAGAAUUACAGACCAGUAGAAGACCUAUUUCGAACACACCUGUCUGAGAAGAAAAGAGCACGCCGGAUCCUAGAGCAGGUGUGUAAGGUUGGCUGUAAAGCCCCUGUUGCCAUGAUUUCGUCAUGUGGUAUUAUCCCUGGAAACCCUUACCCGAAAGGCAGACCUAGUCUUGUCUCUGGCACAUUUCCUGGAGUCCCUCCAUUAAAAAAGGAGGGAGAAAAGAAAGACGACCACUUUAACAAUAUGGAUGGAAAAGGGAUUGCAUCACGAAUUCUUGGACCAUUUAAGCCGUUUCCUUCAUCCUAUAACCCUCAUCGACCUGUGCCCUAUCCUAUACCACCAUGCCGACCUCAUGCCACCAUCGCACCAAGUGCGUACAACAACGCAGGCCUUGUUUCUAUGGGAGGGGUUAUAACGGCCAACGUAGCUCCUCCCCCCUACAACAGCACCCAUAAAAUGGCAGGUUAUGCCAAACCAGGAAAUCCGCAAAAUGCUACACCAGGAGUGAAAAGUGGUCCCCUCCUCAUCCCUCACGGCUCGACUCCAUCUACCCCUGCUCCGCCUCAGGCCUCAGCGGCUCAGCAGGCUCCUACCACGCCCAUUACCCCAGUGUUUCCUGGCAUGGUGCCCUCGAACAACCCUAACGCCCCCUCCCCUGCACCUGCUCCCUCUCCCUCGGUCAUUAAAAGUGGACCACAAACCCCUAGUGGCCACAGUACUCCAGGACCCUCAUCUGUCAUCAAAAGCCACACACCAUCAAGUACCCCAUGUGGAACCCCAGUUCCCUUUCCCACUUCCUCCCGACCAGGCACUCCCGCCAACCCUCGCUCUGACCUUCACCAGAACAACUCCACACACCAGAAGGCUUUCUCACACUCUGUGGAACAUCAGCACACCUUCCACAGCACUCACCCGCAACAAGGUAACCACCCCGGGUCAGUAAUUCGGAGCUACACCCCCUCUGGUCCUGGAUCAUCCACCCCGAUAAACCCGAACUCUUCCACCCCUGGCCCAAGUCACAAACCUGCCCAAGCACAUGCGCUCCAGAGUGCAGCUGGAGCCCUGCAGGCAGAGCAGCAACGUGUAGCUUUGAGCAGACAUGCAGGGAGCAGCAGUGGCAGUAAUAGCCCUGUGCCCUCUGCCUUCAAAGGCACACCACGCUCUGGUACACCUUCUGUCAGCUCACUGGUGGUGGGCUCUGCUCAGGCUGCUCUGGCUCGUUCUCUAGGUCUACCUCAGUCUGCUGGGUCACCUCAAGUCUCACUUCCAAGUCCUGUAGCCAUCUCCGCACUCCAAGGCCUGCCCUCCAGCCCCGUGCCUUCUCAUUACCCUGGUCUGCCAUCUUUUCGCUCUCUUACUACUUCUAUUCCUGCUUCCACUGAUCCAUCAUCCUUACCAACAAUGCCCCCCUCCUCAAAUAUGUCUACUCACCCUCCAACAACCAUCUACCCCGGCCUUGCUCCGAGUGCUGCUCCCUCUGCAGCCUCGCCAUUCGGUCUGGGCCUCACUUCUGCGCCUUCCAUAUUCCCAGGCCUUCCUCCGGGCCCCAGCCCUGCUGGGUUCCCUGGGCUGGGGGUCUCUGGGGGUCCUGGUGCAGGUAGUCCGGUGCUGUCCUCCUUCAUGGGACUGGCUCCGACAGUGGCCUCUUCAGUGGCAUCUGUAGCCCCUCUGCAGGCAGCCGCUGCAGCAGCUGGGGUCCCCUCCUCAUCCCCAGUGUUACCAGGCUUUGCCUCUGCAUUCAGCUCCAAUUUUCAGCCUGGGUUGAGCAGUGGACUCCAGCCUCCAGGGGGCAGUGGAUUCCCAGGGCUGCUAUCUUUCCCCGGGGUACCGGGAUUCUCUCCCUCAGCUUCUCCAGCGGCCCUCAGUGGUCUUCACAAUCCCAGCAUGCAGUCAGCUCUCCUGCAGGCUCACUCCACACCUACCUUGGAUAACUUUUCUCCUCAGCCGAACAGUUUCCCCAACUACCCCCCAGGGCCCGGGGCUCCUUUUUCCCUACAGCCAGGCUUGCACCCUCAGCUCGGCUGGCAGUGAACAUUGGAAAGCAGUUUUCCAAAAUGGUCUCUGAGCCAGACCCUUUUUAGUGAUUUUUUGAAAAAAGUCAUAACAGUUAUGACAAUUGCUACAUGUCAAUGAAUAGGUGUUUAUGGACUAUACAUAAACAUGAUCACAUUUGAGUAAAUUUUCCUGACAACAAAGUUAGAGGAUUGUCUAUAGUAAUAGUCUAAUAUUAGUGAAUUAUUAUUGUUUAGUAAUGAGUUAUAGACAUUUAAAUUUUGUACGUGGGAUCAUGUAUUGAAUUGUCUGUUCACUUGUAGAUUUUCAUCAUUAGAUGAAAUUACUUUGAAUGGAGGACGUCAGCUGUUACUGCUGUUUUAUAACUCCUCUUCCUCUGACCUCCUGUUUGGCAGACGUGAAAUGUGCAGACACGAUAAACCUUACAUUGGUGCUGUUUAUCACAAGAACGCUUCAAUUCAUUUUUGUGUUUUGAUAGGGGCAGGGUACCAGUAUAUUUAUUUGUAUGCUUACAAUUGCAAUAUGAACAUUUUGCCACCAUGGAAUGAUAAUUGUGUUUUUUUUAUCUCAGCAUUGUGUCCUGUUUGUUAAGUAUUUCAAACAUAUUCAUGAAUUGUCUCUUCUUGACACUGCUCAUAAAUUCUACUACUGUAA